This is a messenger RNA of Pseudo-nitzschia multistriata, 1114 nucleotides long. NCBI's taxonomy places the organism in Eukaryota, Bacillariophyta, Bacillariophyceae, Bacillariales, Bacillariaceae. The record is from the annotation of a GenBank genome assembly.
CUUGAACYAGCUCCCAAAUCAAAAUGAACAUUCAUCGACAUGAAGUACAUGUAACCGAUAAUGCAUGCGGUGAAUUCGAAAUCGUCGAGCGGGAACUAUUUUCGCCGCCGGUAAUCGCUCUGAAGAAACGUACACACAGUGGUGAGCGCCAUUCAAUCACUUCUAUCCCGGCUCAGAUUAUUACUCGAUCAAUUACGCCAGAGCUCUUUAUUCCUGCUUUUGACGAGGGUAGUAUUGAAAGUACCCAAGGAAAAAUAACUCAAGUCGUUGACAAACAGGUAAAUAUAUAACAAGAAUUAGUAGAUCGUGUUCUUUGCAUCUCUUUAUUUCACAAUGGAGUACUCUGACAGAGAUAUUGGAUUUGCAUCGUCAGAUCGAAACGCUUUACACAUCUCCUCCUUUGACUGCCUGCCCAGAAAAUCAUCAAGGAAACUAUAUCUGCAGCGAUUCUAACGAUCCAAAUGAAAUCUUUAGAACAAGAGAGCUAGUCAAAYCACUAUCACCCCUUUCAUCUUCCAGCUCUUCAAUAUCAAACUUUUCAACGACAUUCCCUUUAUCMCGAUCACAACAGAUCGAUGAUACAAUUGAGGAACUUAACGGGCGCCUGAAUUCUAUGCCCCCUCUUUCMAAUCMUUUGGAAAACCAUCAUUCGUUCACUGAGGUCAYUACCCCAUCGUUCACGUCUAUAACGGCUCAUGACACCACAGGSCAGAUUUCAAUCCGUAGACAAGUACCCGAUUCUUUUGUUGCUUCUGUUCACACCAACGACUCUUUGAAAGACAGAGAAAGAUCAGCAUUCUCGGCCGCUCUACCAUWCAUUCCACCAAUUGCAGGAUUUUUGGAGGACGAUAUAACGCCUCCCAACACUACUUUUUCGUUUCAAAUGCGCCCAACAAAACACGCUAUAAGGAACAAAGAGAACACGUUGAUUCUCCCCYCCUUUUCGUGAAGAUCGACGUGUCAAUACGCUUGGAUUACUAACAAUAGUAACAGUAGCAAUAGAGUAUUUUCUCCUUCCCAAUUGAAUGUGAGAAAGGGUAGCGAAUUUUAGCAUCAUAUUGUACUUUUUGUCCUUCUAGAUUGAUGGCACGAACUCUUACUAUAGGCAUUUGAG